Exophiala oligosperma is the source of this 2450-nucleotide messenger RNA. RefSeq lists its product as uncharacterized. The transcript has 2 exons. The record is from RefSeq and is a predicted model, not a curated record. NCBI's taxonomy places the organism in Eukaryota, Fungi, Ascomycota, Eurotiomycetes, Chaetothyriales, Herpotrichiellaceae. The coding region runs from base 1 to 1632 and encodes 543 amino acids.
AUGUCGGAUUGUCAGAAUGGCGCCCCGCCAAUGUAUCUCUCGUGGUCAAAUGUCACUGUCACGACGGAUCAAAAGGCCAUCAAUCGAGGAGUUCAGAUUUCCAUGGGCACACCUCCCCAGAUAGUCUCGCUCCGACCGAGUACCACCGACGAGAACCUUUACGUCGUCAACCGAGAGAACUGCGCACCAGAGUACAACGACACUUGUUCCGGUUUAUAUGGAGGUGUCUUCGACUACGCCAAAUCGAGCACUUUUACACAGGUUGCAGCUGCUCAAUGGAACGGCACAGACGCUGAGAACCCCAAUCAGCUGUCUUUCGUCCACUUCAACGACGCUCUUACCAUCGGAAAUGCUUCGAUCAGGGGUUACCCAUCCAUGUAUGACCAGCCGGGAUACGGCGGACAAGGCGUGCUACCUUUGGGCACGAAUUCAGAUCUCCUCAAGAUCGCAGUCGAUUCCGGAGCGAUCCCAUCUACGGUCUUCGGUAUCUGGGCAGGCAGCCGAUCUAUAAAUCACCCAGUCGACGGCGCAGUGGUGCUCGGCGGCUACGACACCACCCGAAUCAGUGGGGACCUGACGACUUUCAAGUCACAAGAGAAGUGCGAAUUCUGCGUCUUGGUCACCGGUAUCGAGUACGAAGACAACACGGGCAACCAUAACCUGUUCGACAACUCCUCCCAAACACUACAGAUCAACUUGCAAUCCUCCGAGCGGGUCCUGAACGUCCCCCAAAACGUCUGGGAGAACUUCCAAAAGGCCAGCAAUGGCGCCUACAACGAAACGUCGGGCUACCUCCAGUAUCCCACCUCCAAUCCACCCACGGGCAACGUGACCGUCACCCUACAGAAUGGGUACAAGACCACCAUCCCGACGGAGGAACUGUUCUACCUGCCCCGCCAGUACGACGACGAAGGCAAGUACUCGAUCGUCAACGACACGUACCUGAUCCCGACCAUAAUGAACUCGACCAACGACGGGUACGUGAUGAACUGGGGGAUGCCUUUUCUCACCAUGAACUACAUCAUCGGCGACUACAAGCGUCAGCAGUUCAAGAUGGCCCCCGCCAUCCGCACCGACUUCAAGGCCUCGGGAGGCGGCUACUCGCUGCAAGCGUCCUGCGACCCCAAGGUCAGUGUCACCGCUUCCGCCACGUCGAGCAUCACCGCCACCGGCGCCAUACGCGGCUCUUCGUCCACCGGCUCUGCGUCGCACGGCGGUGGAGGAGGUGGCGGAAACAACACCGGAGCCAUCGUCGGUGGUGUGGUGGGUGGUGUGCUCGGUCUCAUCGCCAUCCUCGGCGGUCUGGCCCUACUCUUCUACCGUAGUCGACGACGCCGCAACGCAGCCGCACAACCUGCACAGGCUGGGAAUGGCGGAGGCGGCGAGACCGGCAUGUCUCAAUACACGGGCAGCGUGGCAGACAGACAUUCUCACUGGACCGCCAUGAGUCCCACCGAGGUCCCAAGCGAAUUGGGCAACAAUCAAAAAGUCGGCAAUGUCAAUGUGAACCAGUGGCUCUCGAGCCAGGCCAGCGACACCCAGACCGUAACGGACUCGACAUCUCCAAACCCAAACUCCCACACUAUGGACCGACCAUUUGAGAUGCCCGCUCAAUCAUGGGAUACUCGAUAGAUACUAAACGUGUUUCCGACAAGUUACCUAAUUCAAAGACCGGCAUCAACUGUAAUCGCGCGACAGGCAUUCUUCUACAUGACUGGUCACCUUUUCCUCCUAGACACCCGAUACCACCAGCCACUUCAAGCAUCGAUACCUACCACAUCGACCAUAUCCCCUGUUCGCUGUUAGGUACGGAAUCGGCCACCUCAAGAGCACCAUCUCUCACCACUCACCUCACCAUGGUCGACCGGGCAAUAUCUCUCGAAUACCUCGAAACCUCCAACCUCUAGCACCCCACCCCCCAUCGACGGCGACGGUACCAUCCUGUAUCAGAAAGGCAAAAUUUCAAACACGUCAUACUACACCCCUCGCAAACACCCCGUGGGUGAACGGACAACCUCCUUAUCAUCAUCGUCAUGAUUUCACGAUCAGUCUCUCUACAAGAUCUCUUUUUGUCAUCACCCAAAAACCCGUCGUUAAGAGUUUAUCGACAUCACAUCAAAUCAAUUUCUUUUUCUUACUUGACAACUUUUCAAAUUCCUACUUCGAGACGGUCCCGUCCUUUUAUUAUUAUUUCUCUGUCGCAAGCUUUGAGAAUCUCAGCAGGACGAUAGAAUACCAGAAUGGGGAGGACGAGGACGAAUUUCAGUCCUCGGAGCAGGAUGUUUUUGAUGUUCUGGAGAGAGAGGGAGUGAGGGAGUAGGCGCAAAGUUUUGUAUAAUCAUGAUCAUUACUAGCCAUCAACAUAACACCACUUGGCGGUCGCCGUGUAAGGUGUAUAUAGCUCGUUGUGUUCUCGUUUCGAGAGGAGAGAUGGACAACGAGAGGAGGAG